CUCCGGCAUGAAGAAAAUUUUGCAAAUCUCUUCUCACAUAGCACAAAGGUCAAACACUCACACACAUAAUGACACAUACCUUAGUUUAACUUCCCCUACUCUAUGACCCACCCCAAGAUUCCAAAGUCCUCUAUAUUUAAUCAUAUUUCUUCAUUGUUUUUUAUUGCAUAAUCUUAUAACUAUACUCUUCAUUGCUUCUUUAAAACUUCUCACCACCCAACCCCAAUAAUAUUUUCAUCAUCGUUCCUUCAUCUUAUCUUCUUGCUUUUCUGAUCAAAAACCAAGCUGCAGCUUCUAUGACUUCUGCCAUAACCAAACCUCCUUCAAGUGAGUGUGACUCCUCUGAGGAGAGUGGUUGGACUAAGUACUUUGAGGAUUUCCUUAACAACCAUCGUAUUCAUGAUCACAAAUGUUGUUCUGUGUCUUUCUCUAAUAGCGACUCCACCCUCUUUUCCUGUGCUGCUGAGAAAAUCUUAACUCAUGAUGACACCACGCAACCUCAGGAAUCAUGUUUCAGGAAGAGAAAGAAGAUCAAAACUGCUUUAGUGGUUGAUGAUGCUUUGGAAGAUACUGCAACUUCUCCGGUCAAAGCCUCCAAGGGGAAAAAAAAUACCCCAAGAGAGAGAGAUGAAAGUCUUAUAAGUGACAAUGACCACACAGAACUGAAGAAGAAAGGUCUUUGCUUAGUUCCUAUGUCGAUGAUAGCAAAAUAUAUUGGUUGAUUAAUUCCAUGAAAAACGACCCAAUAUAUAUGCAUUUGGGAAAAUAUAUCCAUUGACACCCACAUGAAAAGAAAAUGAAAAUGGAUGUGCAACAAGAAAAUCGAAAAUUGAAAUUGUGAAUUCUUGAGUGUUGAAAAUACUUAUGAAUUUCUCUCUCUUAAUUAGUGCACAUAAUGGAUAAUCGUUUUAUAAGGCAAAAUAGAAUCAUGCCAGACAGCUAGAACAUGUUCCAUAUAUAUAAUGAAUCAAUCAUUGUUUUCAAAUUUAUAAAGUCGUUUUAUUUGUUUCCAAUGGCAUCAUUUAAUCCUUUACACUUUAUCAGUCGCACUUUUAUAUAUUUAUUUAUGGAACAUAAAUCUAUUAUAUAUGAAGCAAAAAGACUACCCAUUGGAAACUAUUUGAAUUGUAACAAAGAAUUCAGCCCUUAAGACUAUAAAAACUA
Molecule: messenger RNA, 1164 nt
Organism: Vigna radiata var. radiata (mung bean)
Lineage: Eukaryota; Viridiplantae; Streptophyta; Magnoliopsida; Fabales; Fabaceae
Exons: 2
Coding region: 297-722 (141 amino acids)
Biological process (GO): xylem development
Source: RefSeq, a predicted model, not a curated record